UUCUUGCUAAUAGCGCUAAGUUCAGCUCAUUUGGAUCACUUGCCGUACACAACCUAUUUAUCUUUAUGCCACGGGCUAUUGGCUUAGGUGGAGUUCAUCUUUAAAGGGGCGUCCCUAGAUCCAUCCAACACGCCUCGCUACCUCGGUAGAAGAAAACACACAGAAUCCGAUCCUUUUCUUCACAUCUCUGUUUUUGUGGCUUUCGAUCUAUUAACACCAACCAUUCACAAUCAUCUAGUCCAGCCAACUUAUUUCUGCAAACAGUAUCCAGGUGGUUAAAUGACCUAAGGAUUGGAAAAUGGAUUUGGACAUAAAGGACUUGAGUAACCGAACUUUCAUUAAAGAGGAAAAUGGCACUUUUGCAACUACAAGAUCAGAUUUUCCCGUUUGGGACGACUACAACAGCAGCGUUGAUGACAUUCGAUACUUUCUUAUUGGUUUGUAUACAUUUGUAAGUCUACUUGGAUUUAUGGGAAAUCUACUUAUUCUUUUGGCUAUUUUCCGAAAACGCAAACAAAAGACUAUAAUAAACUAUCUGAUUGGAAACUUGGCUUUCUCAGAUAUUUUAGUGGUACUCUUCUGUUCCCCUUUCACACUUACUUGUGUCUUGCUGGACCAAUGGAUUUUUGGGGAAGUCAUGUGUCAUGUUGUGCCUUUCCUCCAAUGCGUGUCUGUUCUAAUAUCAACCUUAAUGCUCAUGUCUAUUGCUUUGGUUAGAUAUCAUAUGAUCAAAAAUCCAUUGUCCUCGAACUUAACUGCAAACCAUGGAUACUUUUUAAUCGCAACUGUCUGGACUCUUGGAUUUACAAUAUGUUCUCCGUUGCCUGUUUUUCAUAAAAUUAUAAAUCUGAGGGAGGCAUUCAAUUUAGAAUCAUUGAUCAACAGUUAUUUGUGCAUAGAGUCGUGGCCAUCUGAUUCAUAUAGAAUUGCCUUCACUAUUUCUUUGUUACUUGUCCAAUACGUAUUGCCUUUGUCUUGCUUAACCAUAAGUCAUACAAGCGUUUGCAGAAGUAUAGGUUCAAGGCUGCCAAACAGAGGUACUAAAAUUGAAGAAAAUGAAAUGAUAAAUUUAACCCUUCAGCAGCCUAGAAACAAUCAGUCUGAAGCAGUCUCCAGCAGUCAGAGGUGGAGUUAUUCUUUUGUCCGAAAGAACAGAAGAAGAUACAGUAAAAAAUCAGCUUGUGUUGUCCCAGCAUCUAGACGGCAUCAAGAGAGUAAUACUGGGGACCUCCCAGAAACCUCAACGACGGAAAGGAGCCACACAAUUCCAUCUAGUGUGUACUUGCCAGGAGUGCCCAUUUGCUUUGAAAUGAAACCAGAGGAAAACUCUGAAUUGCACAACAUGAUUUCUGUGUCUAAAUCCAUAUCUCGAAUAAAAAAGAGAUCUAGAAGAGUUUUCUGCAGGCUAACAAUAUUGAUAUUAGCUUUUGCUGUCAGUUGGAUGCCACUUCACCUCUUUCACCUUGUAACUGAUUUUAAUGCCAAUCUAAUUUCCAAUCGACAUUUUAAAUUAGUCUACUGCAUCUGUCACUUGCUUGGCAUGGUGUCAUGUUGUCUAAAUCCCAUACUCUAUGGAUUUUUAAAUGAUGGUAUAAAGGCUGAUUUGAUGUCAUUCCUGCAGUGCUUCCAAAUAUCUUAACUAUUUAUACACAAUUUAAAACUCUUUACCUACUAAAAAUGGAAACUACAAAAAACUUUGCUUAUAGAUCCUAUUAAAAAAUACAUAGAUUAGGGUAUGUGUUUAACUCUGUUACUCUUUGUUCUUUUAUAAUCCUUUGUAUUUAUGUUAUUGCCUUUGGAAAUAUGAGGCACAAAAACAGAGACUGGUUUAUAAUCUGUAAUAAAAAUACAGAUGA
Spea bombifrons (plains spadefoot toad) is the source of this 1856-nucleotide messenger RNA. RefSeq names its product neuropeptide Y receptor Y5 (gene NPY5R). Lineage: Eukaryota; Metazoa; Chordata; Amphibia; Anura; Pelobatidae. The record is from RefSeq and is a predicted model, not a curated record. Gene Ontology annotation, biological process: G protein-coupled receptor signaling pathway. The transcript is spliced from 2 exons. Gene Ontology annotation, cellular component: neuron projection; plasma membrane. Gene Ontology annotation, molecular function: neuropeptide binding; neuropeptide Y receptor activity. Bases 299 to 1639 code for a protein of 446 amino acids.